Molecule: messenger RNA, 1700 nt
Organism: Magallana angulata
Lineage: Eukaryota; Metazoa; Mollusca; Bivalvia; Ostreida; Ostreidae
Product: acetylcholine receptor subunit beta-like
Exons: 1
Coding region: 84-1316 (410 amino acids)
Biological process (GO): regulation of membrane potential; chemical synaptic transmission; nervous system process
Cellular component (GO): neuron projection; membrane; synapse
Molecular function (GO): transmembrane signaling receptor activity; neurotransmitter receptor activity; extracellular ligand-gated monoatomic ion channel activity
Source: RefSeq, a predicted model, not a curated record
GACAAUACUUGUCAUUACAAUAAACUGGUAGGCUGAGCGAGACUCUGGUACACAGUAUAGGCGGCGCCACGUCAGGGAGAGCGAUGAAGGUCAUUGUGUUGGUCGUCUGCUCGCUCCUUGGGGUCGGGGGAUAUACCAUCACCCAGCAGACUCAGCUUCACGCUAAUCUGUCCUCGGGGUACGAUCGGAGGGUCCGCCCCGGGGUAAACCGAUCACUCCCGAUACAGAUCGAGAUCAAUUUCUACAUAGUGAGCCUGAAGGAGUUCUCGGAGGGAGACAGUAAGAUCGGUGUCGUGGGCUCCCUGGGCAUGGAAUGGACGGACUCUCGCCUAGUCUGGAAUCCGGCGGAUUAUGGGGGAGACCUGUUUAAAACUUCUCUCUUUGUUUCUGAUAUCUGGACCCCGUAUAUGGUUCUAAUGAAUCCAUACGAGAGAGUUAAACCUGUUCUUUCUAGUGGCAUGUCUUGCGCUGUCGUUCUAAAUGGCGAAGUAUCAUGUCUGCCGCCUGACCUGUUUGAAGCUACGUGUGAUGCAGACGUUACUUAUUACCCCUUUGAUUCUCAAACGUGUACUUUAAAAUUCUUUGUACCAGGAUAUUUUACAUCUGAUAUUCUUCUACGACCUGCGUCACCAAACUUCCGCAUGGAGUUGUAUGAAGAGAAUGGACUGUGGUCUGUACUGAGCACUAGGAAUUAUUAUUCUAUGAAUGUGUUCGGAUUUGAGGAACUGCGACUAGAAAUAAACAUGCGCCGUCGAACGACCUAUUACAUUGCGAGUCUUCUGUUGCCAAUCUUUUUCAUGAAUUUCAUUCAGAUCUUGGUUUUUGUGUUGCCCGUGGAAUCUGGCGAGAGAGUAGGAUUUUCAAUCACCGUUCUCUUGGCCGUGGCUGUAUUCUUGACUAUGAUUCAAGAUAAACUACCCGAGGCCUCGGAGCCGAAUGUCUCAUACCUGACGUACAAACUGUUGGUGGAUAUGCUACUUGGUUGUGCAAUGGUAGUGGCAGUGGUAGUGGCAAUCAAAAUGUACCAUAAAACGUACAACCAUCAGAUAUCCGGCAAACUCGGAGCGUUUACGCGCAGGAUGAACAUUUGUUGCGAGCGGAAACAAUCAGCGGUUUACAUCGAGGAGAAAGAGAAAUCCCCCGUGAAAUCCCCCGAGAAAUCUCCUGUGGAAUGUGUGAACGAUGAAGGUGACAGCAACGUUACUUGGAAUGACGUAGGAAAAGCUUUUGACAAGUUCUUUCUGAUCAUUUUCUUUGUUUUUUUGGUGUCUAACAAUUGUAUCUACCUCGUUGCAAUGGCUGCUAUAGAAACGUAAUUAUUUUAGACAAGAAAGCCAAGAAUUGUGGUAAGUUGAGGCAAUUCUUAGUCGCAACGAUAUAAUACUUCAUGAAUAAUUUUUCCAAGUUUUAUUUGUCAUUUAUAUCAAUUGGAUGACAAAAAUCAAGGACCAGUCGCGUUUUAUUUCAAAGUAAGAAAGGUGUUGUCACCUUUACUUAAAUACUAGUAUAGUGUGAAUCAUUCAGUAGUCAAAUUAUUCAUGUGGGCAUUCAUUAACGUGUUAUUUCUUAGGAACGGAUUCUCCUGUCUAUUUUACAUAUGUUCAUCGAAUGUAUCAUUACAUUGUUCACACCGUGUACAGCCUUCCUCCGUUUGUACAAAUGUAAAGUUGUUUAAAUAUAAUAUGUAGGUAUAUAAUUUU